This is a messenger RNA of Prunus armeniaca (apricot), 786 nucleotides long. The record is from the annotation of a GenBank genome assembly. NCBI's taxonomy places the organism in Eukaryota, Viridiplantae, Streptophyta, Magnoliopsida, Rosales, Rosaceae.
AUGAAUGUUGAUGGUGUCUUCCCUUCUGCCUUUGACCAGAUAGAUAGACAAAGCAAAGACAUCUGCUCUGCUCAUAUUUUUACUUGGAAAGACAACAACGAAGAAGAAAAGAGAUCAGAUAUCAGAUAUCAGAUAUCAGAAGAGAUGGGUGCGAUUAAGGCAGCUGUUGGAGACACUGUGCUCACCUUCUUGUGGAUUUCCUGCGCAUCGACGCUUGGACUAGCCACCAGCUUCAUCGCAAAUGCCGUUGGGAUUCAGGACCUUCCAUGGCCGCCGCUCUUCAUCACCACCGCCCUUGUCUUCGUCCUUGUGUUUGUCUUCACCUUCCUCGGAGACGCCUUGGGUGGGGCCAGCUUCAACCCCACUGGCACUGCCUCCUUUUACGCCGCCGGCCUUGGCGCCGACACCCUCCUCUCCAUGGCCCUCCGCUUCCCUGCUCAGGCUUUGGGUGCUGUGGGUGGAGUACUAGCCAUUAACGAGGUCAUGCCACAGCAAUACAAGCACAUGCUUGGAGGGCCUUCAUUAAAAGUUGACGUGCAUACUGGAGCUAUCGCUGAGGGGGUAUUGACUUUCAUAAUCUCCUUUCUUGUCCUUGUAAUCAUACUCAAGGGUCCUCGUAGCCCAGUUUUGAAGAUGUUGCUACUUUCUGUGGUCACUGUCACAUUGGUUGUUUCCGGUUCUGUCUAUACCGGCCCUUCAAUGAAUCCAGCCAAUUUGUCAAUAUAUGAUUUAUGGGACACAUGGACAAAAUGGAAAUGGCAUCUUCCUGUCUGUCAAGCAGAGUAA